CCGGGACGCGGCGCGGGGCUCUGUGGAAUCUGCUAGUUUGGUGCACAGCGCGGAUUGAGGGCGAGAGAUCCAGCUGGGUGUGAGUGGGCGCCCGUAGAGGCGCAGAAAGAGAAGGCGGUAGAUCUGGGGUCCCCGGAGCUGCCCCAGAAAUGAUUCACGAACUGCUCUUGGCCCUGAGUGGGUACCCAGGGUCUAUUUUCACCUGGAACAAGCGGAGUGGCCUGCAGGUUUCCCAGGAUUUUCCAUUUCUUCACCCCAGUGAGACUAGUGUCCUGAAUCGACUCUGCCGGCUUGGCACAGACUACAUUCGAUUCACCGAGUUCAUUGAGCAGUACACGGGCCAUGUGCAGCAACAGGAUCACCAUCCGUCCCAGCAGGGCCAGGGCGGACUGCAUGGGAUCUACCUGAGAGCCUUCUGCACAGGGCUGGAUUCAGUUUUGCAGCCUUAUCGCCAAGCACUGCUUGAUUUGGAACAAGAGUUCCUGGCUGACCCGCAUCUCUCCAUAUCACAUGUCAAUUACUCCUUAGAUCAGUUUCAGCUCCUUUUCCCCUCUGUGAUGGUUGUAGUGGAGCAAAUUAAAAGCCAAAAGAUUCAUGGCUGUCAAAUCCUGGAAACAGUUUACAGACAUAGCUGUGGGGGGUUGCCUCCAGUUCGAAGCGCAUUAGAAAAAAUCCUGGCUGUAUGCCAUGGAGUUAUGUAUAAACAGCUCUCAGCCUGGAUGCUGCAUGGACUCCUUUUAGACCAGCAUGAAGAGUUCUUCAUCAAACAGGGUCCAUCUUCUGGUAAUAUCAGUGCCCAGCUGGAAGAGGAUGAGGAGGAUCUGGGCAUUGGAGGCCUGACAGGAAAACAACUGAGAGAACUGCAGGACCUGCGCCUAAUUGAGGAAGAGAACAUGCUGGCCCCAUCUCUGAAGCAGUUUUCCCUGAGGGUAGAGAUUUUACCAUCCUACAUUCCAGUGAGAGUUGCUGAAAAAAUCCUCUUUGUUGGAGAAUCUGUCCAGAUGUUUGAGAAUCAAAAUGUGAACCUGACAAGGAAAGGGUCCAUCUUGAAAAACCAGGAGGACACUUUUGCUGCCGAGCUGCACCGGCUCAAGCAGCAGCCACUCUUCAGCCUGGUGGAUUUUGAACAGGUGGUAGAUCGGAUUCGUAGCACUGUGGCUGAGCACCUCUGGAAGCUAAUGGUGGAAGAGUCAGAUUUACUGGGUCAGCUGAAGAUCAUUAAAGACUUUUACCUUCUGGGACGAGGAGAGCUGUUCCAGGCCUUCAUUGACACAGCUCAACACAUGUUAAAAACACCACCCACUGCAGUGACAGAGCAUGAUGUGAAUGUGGCCUUUCAACAGUCAGCACACAAGGUGUUGCUAGAUGAUGACAACCUUCUCCCUCUGUUGCACUUGACAAUUGAGUAUCACGGAAAGGACCACAAAGAUGCCACCCAACCAAGAGAAGUGCCUUCUCGGGAAACAUCCCCCCGGGAAGCUCCUUCUUCCGGCUGGGCUGCUCUAGGGCUUUCCUACAAAGUACAGUGGCCACUGCACAUUCUCUUCACCCCAGCUGUCUUGGAAAAGUACAAUGUUGUUUUUAAGUACUUACUGAGUGUGCGCCGUGUCCAAGCUGAACUGCAGCACUGCUGGGCACUCCAGAUGCAGCGCAAGCACCUCAAAUCUAACCAGACAGACGCAGUCAAGUGGCGCCUAAGAAAUCACAUGGCUUUCUUGGUAGAUAAUCUUCAGUACUAUCUCCAGGUAGAUGUGCUGGAGUCUCAGUUCUCACAGCUGCUUCAUCAGAUCAAUUCUACAAGGGACUUUGAAAGCAUCCGAUUGGCGCACGACCACUUCCUAAGCAAUUUGCUAGCCCAAUCCUUUAUUUUGCUGAAGCCUGUGUUUCACUGUCUGAAUGAAAUCCUAGAUCUCUGUCACAGUUUUUGUUCACUGGUCAGUCAGAACCUGGGUCCACUGGAUGAGCGUGGAGCUGCCCAGCUGAGCAUUCUCGUGAAGGGGUUUAGUCGCCAGUCUUCACUCCUGUUCAAGAUUCUUUCCAGUGUUCGGAAUCACCAGAUCAACUCAGAUUUGGCUCAAUUACUGCUCCGGCUAGACUAUAACAAAUAUUACACCCAGGCUGGUGGGACUCUGGGCAGUUUUGGGAUGUGAAAACUCUGGUUCAUAAAAUGAAGUAACAGUCAGCCCUACCACGUUCUGAUGUCUGUAACAAAUCUCUCUAGUCAUUCAUCAAAUGCCUACAGACUGCUGAAAGGGUCUUAGAAGUUCAGAGGUAUAAAUCUUUCCUACCAUUCCUGUAGGGGAACUGGGGUCUGAUAUCCCUCUGCUGACCACACGAAGGCUUUGAUCCUUUACACUAAGACAUCUGUUGAGUGGGUUCAUUUGUGGUUUAUUAACAGUGGUUUAUUGAACAUUUACUGUAUUCCUAUGGAAGAUAACCACAGUAAACAAUGGGGACUGAUAGAAUAUUUUUAGGCUUGGCUCUUUUGUAAGAAAGGAAUCGUGCUUAUGCGUAGGUAAGCUUCUAUUUGUUAUCACCAAAUUAGAAAAGCCUUUAGACAAGCUGCGGGCUUUUCCUUUUUCUGUACCUUAUAAUUUGUCCUACCCAGAAAUUUAAAAUUUGAGUAUCCUUUAUCUGAAGAAUUUAAAGAUGAUAGAGGUCAAAUUGUUCAGAUUUUAGAAACUGAAAACUGCAACCCAGUUUUCCCACCUUAGACCUGCCACAGGAGUUAAGGUUUUAUGGUCAGACAGCCUAGCCACCACUGGCUAUAACAAACGUUAGUACGUUCUCAUCAGCAUAAACAAAAGGAACACUUCACUGACAUGCCUUCCCUUCAAGCUGGACAAGAACACAGCAUUCGGGCCUCAGUUUGUAGUCACUUAAUCCUCUCUUCAUCUACAUUGUCUUCUGCCCACCAUGAAAGCCUGAGCCCCGUACUUGUCAACUGGAGAGGAUCGACCCCUUCCACUGUUACCUCUAAAAGCAGGGCUUAGCAGAUAACAGCCUGCUGCUUGUUUUUGUAAAUAAAGUAUUAUUCAAACAACCACACAUAUUCA
Molecule: messenger RNA, 3056 nt
Organism: Grammomys surdaster
Lineage: Eukaryota; Metazoa; Chordata; Mammalia; Rodentia; Muridae
Gene: Tubgcp4
Product: tubulin gamma complex associated protein 4
Exons: 18
Coding region: 150-2150 (666 amino acids)
Biological process (GO): cytoplasmic microtubule organization; meiotic cell cycle; microtubule nucleation
Cellular component (GO): spindle pole; centrosome; gamma-tubulin complex
Molecular function (GO): gamma-tubulin binding; microtubule minus-end binding
Source: RefSeq, a predicted model, not a curated record